Molecule: messenger RNA, 993 nt
Organism: Clonostachys byssicola
Lineage: Eukaryota; Fungi; Ascomycota; Sordariomycetes; Hypocreales; Bionectriaceae
Source: the annotation of a GenBank genome assembly
AUGACUCCUCCCGAGCCUCUCGCACCUCAGGCAGUUACUGCCUCCUCGAGCGAAGACGCCACCGAUGGCACGCAAGGCACUUGGGAAGAGAUUUUGGGUCCAGAGCUACUGUUGCCCAAUGAGAAUGGCAGGCCUACUUUGCCCAAGGAGUGGUAUGACGAUCCGGAUGACGAGAAUAAAAGCAUAAAGGCAUUUCUUCGUUACGUGGAAAAAGAAGCGCCGCGCCUUGAACUACACGGCCUACCAACUCGCGGAGUCGUCCACGACCCAGAACAUGGAUCUUACAUUCAACCCCGCCCACAGGUCGGUUUGCAGGCCGCCGAUUACGCGGGUCACGAGGAUAACCUCGAGACCGAGUAUGUUUCUUUGGUUCGAAGAGUCCCUUCUUCCUCGAAAGCGGUGCUCUACCGAAUGGUGGACGGCAUGUGGCGCGCUCCCAAGUCUGUACGCGACGAGAACGGCAAAGACACGAGAAGAGUUGACCGUCCUGUGGAUAUCAUUACCGAAGAAAGGACUGUCGCGGACACACGCUGGUUUCUUGGGCCUGGUCUAACUCUCAUGACUACUACGAUGCCCAAUGAUUCCUGGCGCCUAGGUCAGCUUCUCGGUCAGGAUGGAUCAAACCCAGGAACGAUCGCAAAGUCGUUAUCUUUUGCCCCCCGGGAAUCCGAGCUCGAUAACUCUGAGGCGCGCUCGGCUACUUCCACUGGGCAUGUCAUCGUGCAUCCGCGAGACUCCACCGUCGGCGCUGGCUGGGGGGAUUAUGACAAGCACAUCCGCUGGCAGUCCUACGGGCGUCGGCUCACCAAGGACAUGGUAGAAGAGAAGGAAUGGUCAACGGACCUGGCAGCCAACUUUGUCAACGACGCCGGUGAGGUUGUGAAGACCAUCGGAUCAGAAAUCAAGCCAGAAGAUCUAUCCGCACGAACGCCAGUCUCCCUCUACGGUCGGCUACACAGGGACCGCUCAAUGCCAGGAAAAGCGCGACAAUAA